AUGACAGAGAACGUAACCGCAUCGAGCGCUCGUCGUAUCACAUACGCAGCGGCUUCAUGGGGACCGUUGAGUUCGCGUCACUGCUGUAGACGACACCGGGUCGACUGGGAACACAUAGCUGCUCUGUUACGCACCCUCGAGCCACUAAAGCGGGAACCUCACGUCGCCGAGAUCAUCGUCUGGGAUGCCAACACGACACCAGAUCCUUUUGCUCGGCGCAACAUUGACUUUCGUCCUGGCGCAGUGUAUGUGUUUCACGAAGUCGAGCGUCUUGGGAAUUUUGACGGAAGAGCCGGAGGUGCUGUUCAGUACGAUGUGGACGAUGCGAACAAGAUUCGAGAGAUUGCUCUGCCCGUGAUCGAGCCGCAUGACUGGUAG
Messenger RNA from Phytophthora nicotianae INRA-310, 378 nucleotides. RefSeq lists its product as hypothetical. The record is from RefSeq and is a predicted model, not a curated record. The coding region runs from base 1 to 378 and encodes 125 amino acids. The transcript is spliced from 2 exons. Lineage: Eukaryota; Oomycota; Peronosporomycetes; Peronosporales; Peronosporaceae.